Messenger RNA from Cucurbitaria berberidis CBS 394.84, 3756 nucleotides. RefSeq lists its product as uncharacterized. NCBI's taxonomy places the organism in Eukaryota, Fungi, Ascomycota, Dothideomycetes, Pleosporales, Cucurbitariaceae. Bases 1 to 3756 code for a protein of 1251 amino acids. The record is from RefSeq and is a predicted model, not a curated record. The transcript has 4 exons.
AUGGCAGACCACUCCUCGCAACAGCCCUAUUACCGGCUGCCCUUUGCCUAUCCCCCCCAGCAGAUGCAGCCCUCCGCGCCUCCAGAAGAGCACCGUGGCCCUUCGCACAUGCAACAGGCGCCUGCCCCCGAUGCCUUUGCUAGCAUCCCGGGCCUGCAACAUUCUGCGUUGCCUGGAAUUAACCUCUCUGCCUACGGUCAGAACAGCCAACAGCCCCCAUUUCCACCGCGUGACUGCUUGGCCGCCUCAACUGCCUUCAGACCCAAGUGCAUGGCUGCCAUUCUUACAGCAAAAUGGCAUGAUUCCUCCACCUCCCAUUCCUGGCUUUGGCGCCCCUCCGCCUUUUCCUGCCCAUGCGCCCCUCCGCCUUUUCCUGCCCAUGCGCCCCUCAACCACGCGACAUCGAUGGCCUUCUCCCCGCAGAACCCCCCACAGCCCCCAGUAGCGGCUAGCGAUCGCGUACAAGGCGUUGUCGGGGACAGCGAGAGGGAGGAUGGCGAGCUCAGUGAUAGAGAGGCUUCGCAACCUGUAGCGCGCAACGCAUACGGUCGAGCUCGCCCCGAGCCCCCUCGCUCUGUUCCGCAAGUCUCCCGUACUUCUCCCCAAGCAGAAGAGGGCUACAACCCUGAUCGCCCCGCAGAUGGUCAAACAGUACCUCAGGAGCCAGCUCGAAAGGCUCCAAAGCAAGCGAGCCCUCAGAACCCAAUGGACAAGAUACAGGAUGCCCGGGACGAAGCCAAGCAGUUCAUCAAAGUCCUGAACAGUAACAACAUCACCUAUCGCACCUUGGCGAACGAGAAUCUCGAUCUCGAGCUCCUCAGAGGUUUGUACCAGAGCCUCAAUCUGCCCUCGGAGCCCGCGCCUAUCGUACUACCCAAAACUAAUGGUGCUCCGCCCAUUUCGAGCACGAAAUCUCCACAGCAGGCAUCUAUUCCUGCGAUCAACACCGAUGUCACUCCUGCGCAGGCGACUAAAUCAGUUGCGUCUCCAACCGGUCCAGUCGAUCGAAAAGACUACAUUGCACGCCUGCAAGCCGCGAAGAUGGCGAAGGUAAGAGGUGCAGCCAGGGCCAGCCCACCACAGAAAACACCGCCUGCACAAGCGCCUACUCCUACACCCGCUGUCAAGACGCCCCAGGCCAUCACAACACCAGGUGCAAAGCAGCCUGUGACGGACGAACAGAGGGCACGGAAUACUGAGUUGAUAAGACAACGCUUGGAAGCGAUCAAGGCGAAGCAGAAGCCAACGACCACCGUGACUAAUAAUGCAACGGCAUCCGUGUCCCGGACACAAAAACCGGACUUGGGUCAAGCAACGGCAGAACAUGCCACGCAACCAGCGCCAUCAAGCACGAGCACUUCAAACACUCCAACCUACACGCCCUCCUUCCCUGGAAUACCCGGAUUAUUUAUGAACGCGCCACCCAGCUUCAAUAGUGGUGCUCCAGUUGCGCCGAAGCCAUUACCCUCAGUUCCGCAGAAGCGGCCUGCCCCUUCAGAGACUGAAGUUUCUACACCACGCGGCUCAGUGACCCCCUACACUCGACCUUUGGGCCAGUCUCCCCACUCACAUCAUGAGGAGUCUAUGAUCAUCCAAGUCAGUGAUGACGAGUCCAACGGUAGCGAUAUGGACAUUGAUGAUGAUCAGGCUGCCCCAGGACCAUCUGCUGCAUCGCCAACUUCAAUACCAAACCAACACCAGGCCCUUGGAAAGUUUCCCAAUUUCCCUUCUCGCUCGGGGUCUACCAUACCCGCUUCCUCUACAGUCAGCACACCUGGUCCCCAAACCCCCACCACGAUUGUUCGCGAAAAGGAGCUAGAGGAUAAAGAAAAACAACUUGUGGCGAUGCGACUGACCCUGAAGAAGAAGCUUGCUGAGAAGCGCGAGAAGGAUAAGGCGGCGGCGGCAGCCGCUAUGGCAAUAUCUUUGUCUGGAACCCAAGAUCCGUCAACUCCAGGGCUGCCUCCUCAAAGUGUCUCUCACGCGACACCCACGACCGACUCGGUCCAAUCAGCUCCUUUGCAGCUUGUUGAUGCUUCUCGCACCGCAGCACAUGAUACCGUCGACCCUGUGAGGCACACCAAGCGACUUCGGCGCGCAGAAAUUCAAUCGAGGCUGCCUUCGUUAGACGCUGAGAUUGCGAGUAACACGAGCAGGAUGGCCCAGUUGACUCAAGAGAUGGAGCAAUUGAUGGCAGAAAACAAGCGGAUUGCGAUAGACAAGGAGCAGUUGACUCAGGAGCUUGAGAAUCUUGGAAUUGACACUGAAGGCAUGUCGCAUGCAGAACUUCGUGCUAAGAAGGAUGAGAUCGACCACGAGACGUUACCAACGAAUACAUCGCAAGGUGCCAGCCUGGGCCCGCAACCCUCUGCGAGCGACGUUCCUAACGCUUUCAUCGAAUCUUCCAAAGCUGGAUCUCCCAAGCUCACAGGGACUGAGCAGAUCAUUGGGUCUGAUCCAUUGCCAGCUCAAAGGCAAAUCUCUGGUAGGUUGACCAUUCUUCCUGGACUUGGACAGACAGCACCACAUCUACCUGAAACUGAAGCGACACUUCCCCAGACGCCAACUAUGGACAAGAUUAUCCCUGUACCGGACGACACAAUUUCAGCGCAACGUGAACCGCAAGUACCAGCUUCACAGGAUGUUUCACUCUCAGACCAGCUGCACGCUCCCAUUGAUAUUGAAGAAUCGACUGUCGAUGCAACCGUUGCACCUGGCGCACAUAGCUCCGCCACUCCGCUCGAUGAUGAUGAGGACUUUUACAGCCCUGCCCCGCCAGCGGAGACGAACCCCGUAGCCGAACCUCAGACCCAAUCAGAAUCGUAUCCUGGUGUUGCGAGAUCUCCAUCCGAGGAAGGGGAAGUGGAGAUGUCCGAAUCUGAGGAGGAAGAGUAUGAGCCAGAUGAGCCUAUGGUCAUCACGGACACGCACAUACAAGAAGCACAAGCCCCUGAACCGGAGACUGCACAAUCCAUUGCUACGUCGCAAGUAUCUACUGAAGAUGAGGAAGACUAUGAGCCACCAGAUGUCGAUCAGGAUAUGUCUGAUAUCCAAAGCGAGGCUGCGACUGCAGAGCAUAUCCUAGAUGUGCCUCCUAUUGAAGUAGAAGACGGUGCUAUGGACAUCGCUACUUCGUCUGACGAAAGCUCGGAUGAUUCAGACUCGGACUCAGAAUCGACAUAUGAGCCUGAAGUCGACAACACAAUUGCAACGAACAAUGUGCCGCAGGAUAAUAACAACACUACUAACAAUCUAGCAACUGCAUCAGUGCCAGAGCCUGUAUCUGCGACAUCAAACACAAACUCGGAAGCUGCAAUCGCGGCAGAGGUCGAGGAUGAGCCAGCUAGGUUUACUCCAUAUGAAAGCCCGCUUCGUAUGUUCAAGUCCUACCGCUACCAUCCGAGCUAUGCGCAGGAUGUCGCAGGUGGAUUCCUGUCCUUGACUUAUAGCCACCAAAUUGACCCAGCGAAGCGUCUAUGUCAGUACGAAGCUGCAGGCGGCUCUUGCAAUGACCCUGAGUGUUCUGAUCAACAUUUCCGGGACAUAGGAAUAACCGGUGAGAAGCUCCUGGUUCAGCUAGGAACAGCCAACCCCGGCAAGACCCCCGACGAGAAGCAGAGGUGGAACGAUGGCCUGCGCGGUGUUUUGAAAGAGCUUCGCCAGAAGAACAUCAAAGACCCCAACGGUAUCGCCGUAGAGAUCGCCAAAUACCGUCGUCAGUUCCUCGAUGACGACACUCGAGUAGUCAAUUUGUGA